This is a messenger RNA of Saimiri boliviensis boliviensis (Bolivian squirrel monkey), 2569 nucleotides long. RefSeq names its product WD repeat domain 27 (gene WDR27). NCBI's taxonomy places the organism in Eukaryota, Metazoa, Chordata, Mammalia, Primates, Cebidae. The record is from RefSeq and is a predicted model, not a curated record. Gene Ontology annotation, molecular function: protein binding.
CGAGGAGUCGCGGAUUGAAGAUGGAAAAUUCCCAAGAUGUUUUCUCAAGUAAUGGUGGCUGUGUAAGUGAUAUAGUUACAGAGAAAUACCUGGUUGAAUCCAAGGAGUCUGCAUCUCAUGUUCAGCUUGCUUGUAGCAUGCAGCACUGUGCUUUCCCUUUGGAUGGGAAUGAACUUUGCAUAUGGAACACCAAGGAUCCUUCUCAUCAGCUUCUAAUCCUACGAGAACACCAUCAGCCAAUUACUGCUAUGGCUUUUGGAAAUAAAGUGAAUCCACUUCUAAUCUGCUCAGCAUCACUGGAUUAUGUUAUAAUGUGGAACCUGGAUGAAUGUAGAAAGAAAGUACUUCAAGGGCUGGUCCCGCGAGGGACUAUCAUGGGCUCACUUUUGGGAAAGGUGCUGUGUUUACAGUUGAGCCUGGAUGAUCGAUUUGUUGCCGUGUGUGCUGGAAACAAAAUAUUCACACUGGAUAUCGAGCAGCCAUGUUCUGUGACAUCCAUAGAACGUCCUGAUGUUAAUCACCACCACAAAGUUCCAUCCCCGACCUUGCACACAUUCUCUCAGACUCAGGCUGUCCUGGCCAAGCUGCAGGGCCACCUGGGCCCGGUGACUGCGGCGGAGUUCUGUCCCUGGCAAGCAGGCAUCAUCAUCUCAGUAUCCGAGGACAGAGGCUUUAAGGUCUGGGACCAUUGUACAGGAUCGUUAAUAUACAGUUCAUCUGUGUUAUCAGCAUAUCCUCUUCUCAGCUUAUUCAUUGAUGCAGAAAGCAGGCAGCUGGUCACUGGGUGUGCUGAUGGCCAGCUUUGGAUCUUCAGUUUGAUGGAUGGACACCACUAUCGUCUUGUGGCACGGGUUGACCUAAGGAAGAAGACAGAGACUUUCUUCACAAGAAGGGUUAAGUCUGGGCUGUACAGCCAGCCAGAAGAAAGCUGGCUUCCCUCUACAAGUGCCCUGGGAAAAGGAGAGCAGGUGGGAGUGACGUUUCCUAUACUGAGACUUGCACCCUGCGAUCUCUCACGUGUCCCACAUUCUGCAUGUGGAUGUCUUUCCUCUGAGAACACCCAGUGCUUGUGGAUUGGAAGCUCAGUGGGCUUAUUCGUGUUUAACCUGGCAAACCUGGAAGUGGAAGCUGCUUUAUGUUACAAGGAUUUCCACAGCCUCAGCAUCCCAUUGGCCGGAUCAUGUGCCCUGAGGAGCUGCUCCGCAGAUGGCAAGGCGCUGUGCUUGCUGGCCUCCCUGUUUGGAGGGAAGAUCGCUGCGCUGGAGGUGGACCCAGCCGCGCUGGUCGUGGCUCAGCAGUGCCCCAGGGUGGGACAGGGCCUCUCAGUGCCAGCCAGCUCCUGUGUCCUACCUACCUCUCCACUGUAUCUGGGAAUUGCCAAGGAGAAAAGCACCAAGGCUGCUAGUGAACAGCGAUGUGCUAAACGGAACGUCAUGAAGGACCAAUUCCUGGUUUUUCACAGUAAAAUUAAGUCGUCUGGUUAUGCGUCGACACCACACUUAACUAUGUUUUCGCCAAAGACCAACAUCAAGAGUGAGGGUAAAGGACCGUCAAGACACAGGAGCAGCUGCACAUGGGAGGCGUACGCCGUGGACAGCGCUGUGCCUGCCAAGCCUGGCCCCCGGGUCGCUGCAGCCCCUGCCUGCACACGUGUGUGCUGCAUCCAGUACUCAGGAGAUGGACAGUGGCUGGCCUGUGGGUUGGCCAACCAUCUGUGUCUGGUUUUUGAUUCCAGCCUGACUGGGACACCUGCUGUGUUUUCAGGUCACGACGGGGCGGUUAACGCCGUCUGCUGGAGCCAUGACCAGAGGUGGCUGCUCUCCGCGGCCCGGGACCAGACCCUGCGGGUGUGGUCGGCGCAUAGGACAGAGCAUGCACUGCUACUGGGCAAAGACAUGUUUUCUAAACCAAUACAGUCUGCACAGUUUUAUUACAUAGAUGCCUUUAUAUUAUUGUCUUCUGGCCCUGAAUUUCAGCUACUGAAGUAUCACAUUGACACUUGCAAAGAUGAGAUUAAGAGGUAUAAACAGAAGAGCAAAUCCAAGCUGGUUUGCAGGCUCUCCAUGACGGAUGCAGGAGACAUGACCUGUUUGUCAGCAGUAAAUGACUUUUAUUCCCACAUCGUACUCACAGCUGGCCGGAACAGGACCGUGGAAGUGUUUGAUCUCAACGCCGGCUGCAGUGCAGCCAUGAUAGCAGAAGCCCACUCGCGGCCUGUCCAUCAAAUCUGCCAAAAUAAAGGUUCAUCAUUUACGACCCAACAGCCUCAGGCUUAUAACCUUUUCCUGACCACGGCCAUUGGCGAUGGGAUGAGACUGUGGGACCUGAGAACUCUGAGGUGUGAGCGCCACUUUGAAGGGCAUCCAAACCGCGGCUAUCCAUGUGGAAUAGCUUUCAGUCCUUGUGGACGAUUCGCGGCUUGUGGGGCUGAAGACAGACACGCUUACAUGUAUGAAAUGGGCUCUAGCACGUUUUCUCACCGGCUGGCUGGGCACACAGACAUUGUCACCGGAGUGGCCUUCAACCCGUCAGCACCCCAGGUACAGUCUUGCUGAGUGGGCGGGGCACC